AUGGUGCGCGUGCCCGGAUCUCUUGGGGACUCCGGAUUUCACCGUGAGCUCGUAGAAGAUGCGCAAGUGAAGAAUGAACCAGGGGAAGAGGCGUCGUCGCAUAUCGGAUCGACGAAGACGCUGCUGAACAAAACGAGAUCCGCGGAUCGACAGAGUGCUCGGAGGACUUCUGUCGACGGAAUCGAGGGUGAUCUGGAGACAGAUCUAGAAGACAAACCUCAACAUCCUCCCCAGGUCCCUUUGGGGACCCCGGUGGAUCUUGGUGCGAACCGAGAUUCACUAACAAAACAAACUAAGGCGGGAUCGGACCGAUACGUGUUCGGUGACUCGCCGAUCAGGCUCGAUCCGGGCUACCUGGACGCGAUCGCGGACAAGACCCAGAUCGUGAGGACGAAGCUGAGAGCGCCAGGCUUGGAUGACGAAGAUCCCAGACCGUCGGCGCUCGACUGGAACUGCGAGACUUCUUGCGUCAAGAUCCUCGUGCGGCCAGAGCAGAUCGACAACCCGAAGGGCCCGAUUUCGGCCCCCCGAGUGACGGAUAACAAGCUGAUAGCGGUGAAGAACCUGCUCGGGCUGUUGAAGGAAGCCGGCUUCGUGGCUGGCGCCUUUGAAGCGAACGAUCUUUUCGAUCAAGAUCUCGAUGUGAUCCAGACAGCGAUCCCGACAUUGGUCGACAGGUUGAGACCUUUGGUCGACAUGAUCGCGGACAGUCCGAACCCGAAGAUGCCAGAUCCAGUGUCGCCGGCUCCAGUGUCAUCUCCGCGAGUGGAGUCCACUGGGUACCGAUCGUCGUCACCUUAUGUCUCCGCAGCGGAACAUGUAUCGGAUACGUCGUCUGAACCCCAACGGAUGUCCCUCGGCCCUUCAGGAUCUGCGAUGUUGGACGCGCGAUCACGGAGUCAACGUCAGGAACGCAUGCGGUCAGGACAUCAGAAGCAGAAACCCAAGUCGACCGAUCGGACCACCAGUGCCACCGGAUCAGAUGAGUCGAAUGGCAGACUGGAGUCUUACUUUCAGGCUGCGAUGACUCGAUUUCUGAAGGAACAACAGGCCAUGGUGGUAACACCUACUCCAGUGGGCGACGACAACGUUGGAUCGCGGGACGUGGAGAUGGAAUCAGCCGGAUCACCGGAUCAACAUCUCUCCCAUUCGGCCCCUGCUGUGGUGGCCACCGCUGCCUCGGGAUCCACUGGGUCCUCCUUGAUCCAGCGUGUGCGAAUCUCCGCGAUGUCCGAUCUUAAGGAGUUCAGUGGCAAGGAUCAGGACGAAGAUCGCGCCCGAUCAGAUCAGGCUACGGACGAAGAGAAGUGCUUGAUCUUCGCUGAUCUACUGACGGGUCCGGCGAAGAACUGGUACCGCCAGCUGGGCCGAUCGACGCGGAACAAGUGGAGCGAUCUACUCCGGAGUUUCCAGAUCCAGUAUUGUGGCCUGGGAGUAUCGGUCGCUUGGCAGCAUUAUCAUUCUCGCAAGAGAUCGGAUGAAUCGCCGUUGGAGUACCUCUAUCGACUGAAUGUGGCAGCUCUACGUGCAAGAUUGAAGAUCAAGGACGAGGAUUCCAAGGCCCGUCGAGAACAUGUCGAACACGUUAUCGAGACACUGGGCGAUCCGGAACUGGCCGAUCAGCUCACCCUACUCCGGCUUGCGGACGCGGAAGAUCUGGAGGAAGUCCUGCGCGCUCGAGAGCGCGCGAAGAGUAGACAGAAGCGAUCUGCCUUUGGAUCGAAGUAUCGUCAGAAAGUUCCGACCUCAGCACCAGCUGCUGCAACCAAGCGGGCAGUGCGUGCAGUGCAGAUCGCGAGCCAGGAGUCUGGAUCGGACACAGGAUCGGAAGGGUCGGACUCGGAGGGUGAUCUACGCCGCGUUUACCUAGCGUCGGCCGAUGACAAGUCUCGCAACGCAGGGGGCGACUCGACGAAGCCGGAUCGAGGCAACCAAGCGCAGAUCAACCAUGACUCACCUCGAUCGGAUCCACGAUCGCGAUCUUCACCUGACGGAUCGGAGCGAUCAAACCACUACUCAUACUGUGAAUCGCGGAAACACACCGAUCUCGAUUGUUGGAGACGUUCGUCUUCUCCCCACCAGCUUUUGACGUGCGAGAAGUGUGGCACGAGAGGUCAUCCGGCGGAUCGUUGCCUGUUUGUAUGCCGUGGAUGUGGUGAACUACACGAGAUGGGCAAAUGCCCGAUGGAGGAAUUCUACAACCAGAUCCGUCAAUGGUUCAACCCGGUCUUAAGUCUACAUCGAUCGGACGACUUCAGCCGGUCUGACGCCGAAGUGCCCUUGGAUCUCCAGUCUGGAGAAACGCGGGGGUAUUGGAAGCAACGCAGACCGGAAGAAUGGUUCAAGCAGGCUGAUCGAGAAGUGACAACCGAGAUCCCAGAGCAUGGUCGCGAUCGAAGUCUGCCUCGCGUCAGUGAACACCGCAGAUCUGGUAAGUGGUUCCGUCAGGCCAAGAUCACUGGCAAGAUCAACAAUGAGAAGUCGAUUUUACUCUUAGACACCGGCGCCGAGGUGUCCAUAGUGGACACCGUCUUUGCUCGUAAGGUGGGGUGCUAUGUCGACACGAGUCAGAGCCAGGAAUAUGUGGGGAUUGGCGAAAGCGUGUACAUGACGGAAGGAAGGACCAGGAUCAAGAUUACGCUGGCGGGAUCGCUGCGAACAAGUCUCCGCGCCAUGUCGUCGUCCGGCGCUCCUGCCGCUCCUCCGACUUCAGUUGCGUCGUCUUUGCAGUCUUCACAUCUUCCCGCGCGAGAUGAGGGGAAGUUCGCUGAGUUGGUCGACUCAGCGUCGCGGGCUCGCGGGGUCAGCAAUGGGCAGGAGCAUCCUGUCAUCGAUCUGACAACUUCCCGUGGGUUCGACCGGGAGUCCGAGCCGGCAUCUCGCACUUCUCCUCGCCGCUUGCCGAGUCCGCGUGACGACACCACUUCGGACGCCGCCGACCUUGGUCGGUCGGACUCGGCUGGGCCGGUGAGUCUCGACUCACUCGCUGCGCUGAUCCAUGCGCAGUCCGAGCAACGCCGCAUCGAGAACGCGGACUUGGCUCGGCUGUUGUCAUUCGUGAUCACUCGUCCCGCGCCGGCGGCUGAUAGAGAGGUCCGCCGAGCUGCCCUCGAGGCGACGUCCGUCAGCGAACUCUUGAGCCUCCUUCGCGGUCAGCACCAAUCUUCAAGUCAAGCUAGUGACGUCGCUGCACUGAGGGUCGAGCUGGAGUCUACUCGGACUAUUAACGCUGACUUGACUCGGCGGCUGGAUUCACAGGCGGCUGUGAAGGCCGACCUCGAGGAACGGUUGAAGACUGUCGAGGAGGAGCGUGACCGAUGGAAAGCCGAGUCGAAGAAGUCGUCCCCUCUUCUGACCAGCUUCCGGAAGGCGAUGGCCGAGUCUGAAGCUUCCUUGAAGUCGGCCCGCAAGUCUCAGGAUGAUAAAGUGAAGUCGGCUCUCGCUCACGCUAAGGAUCUCGGCAGGCAGCUCAGAGAACGCGACUCGGAGAUUGAGCGUUUGACUCAGCUUCUUUCGGCUCGUGACGCCGAGUACGCUCAUCUCCGUGAUGCCAAGGCUACCAUCAAACACCAGCGUGAGGUCAUCCUCCGACAGAAGCGUGUCAUUUCUCGCAUGGGUCUUUUACCCAUGCAUGAUCCUCACAUGGCUGCUGCAGCUGCAGCCGGGUUGGACGUGCCUGGGUUGAGCCCUGCUGACUUGCUGUUCAAUGCUCGGUUAUGCCAGAUCUUGGCUCAACGUUUCCCGGAGGUGAUGGACAUCCCGGCUGGAGAGAGUCGUCGAGUCGAGUUGACCAUCCACCCGCGAGCGGACGGCGCUGCUAGCGCCCGCUCCGGCCCCUCCAAGCGAGUCUCCCGCAUCAUCUGCCGCCAAUCCUGUGUCGGCCGGUGCGGUUUCUACGCCCGUGUCCACUUCUGCUUCGCGCCGUCGCCGCAGCAAUCAGCGACGGCGGCUGGUUCUCUGCGCAAGCCCAAGAAACCACUCGAGCAGCCGUACGCGUGUCCACUUCCUGGUGAGGUCGGCCAUGAGGACGCGUUGGUCCAGCUUGAAAAGGCUGCCCAAGAUAAUGACGCCGCAUGCGACCUAUCGCUCCGAUCGAGCUUGAACUUAGCCGGGUUGACUGUCGACGAUGUGAAUGUGGAGGCCGGCGACGAGGUUCACUCGCUGGAAGAGGACCUCUCGUUCGAGUUCACCGAAGUGCCUGGUUCCGCCGAGCUUCCGAGGGGGCCCGCCGGCCCGACCGUGAGUGUGCCGCCCGUGCAACUCGUGCCUUACUCUUCCUCCCUAGUGCAGACGCCUUCAAGCGGAGUGGCUGUUGUAUCGUUGCCUGAAUCUGCUGACCUUGCUGCAACUCCGUCCGCUUUAUCGCUUCCUGCCUCGGUUCCGUUCCCGACUCGUGUCCGGUGGGUUCCUCCCUCGACCAGCGUGCCGAGCGCGGCUGUGGUGACAUCGACUGUCGGCGCCGGAGGACAACCGGGUUCCUCUGCUCCCGAUCCGGCGCUUGCUACAACGCAUGCUGUGAUUGCGCCGAGCUGGACGGCUGGAGUCUCGGCUGCGGGUACAAUUAACAGCUCCGCUGCGAUUCCGCCUCGGGUUUCGCAGUCUUCUCCGGGUUCGGCCGCUCACCGGCUCUUGGCAUGUACUCGUUCCCGGUUUGCCUAUCAAGCCCAGAGUCGUCGUGGCCCGUCAGGGGUGGCGUCGACUGUAGUCACCCCAAUGCCGAGCACUCCGUCGGUGGCCUCGACCCGGCCAGCGGUUCCUCCUAGCUCAGCUGGGAUGACUUCUCCAUCGGGUCGCCCUUUACGCUCCACUGCGGCUACUGCCCGAGUGUUGAACGCUCACUGCUUGGAUCUGUUAGAGACUCCUGACUAUCUCGUCCUCCGGUCCGCUCGGCGUAGCUCUUUCUCUGGUUCGUCGGGCUCGGCUCUUGGAUUGAAUGCUCCUGGAACCUCAGCACAUCCGUUGUCUGUGUCCGAGAGCUCUGAAUCUGAGGCUGACGACCCUGGAUCUGCUGACGAGCUCAGUUCGGCCGACUCUAACGCAUCUCACCGGGCUUCGUUAGCUUCUGCGCUCCCACCUCCGCACGGGAAAAUCCAGAGCUACAUGGCUGCUCGUCAAUCGCCUCUCGUUCCGUCCAGCGAGUCAGGUGACUCAGACUCACAGCCGAGUUCUAAGAAGCAGAGCGGUAAGGGCAAGCGCAAGCGGAGGCGCAAGCACAAGCUCAAGCACAAGCACGAGCACAAGCACAAACACAAGUUGAAGUCGAAGUCGAAGUCGGCAGGGUCAAAGAAGUCGAUAAGGUCUGCGUCUCCGGACUCGGCUAAGGACCCCCGCCCAUCCAAGCGUCAGCGAGGUUCGACUGGGGACUCGGCCGUCGGUCCCGCUGAGGUUUCUGCCGCUUCCAGCUCGACUAACAACUCGGCUGGGAGCUCUGGCAUCCCAUCGAGCUCGGCUGUUUCGCAGUCGCCUAUUUCUGCUGGUCCAGCUUCAACCCUGUCGGUGCCUAUCGUGACCGCUCAUGACGCUGGCGCCCACGUUCUCCCUCAGUUGCCUGCAGCUUUACGCUAUUCGCUCGCUCAGCUACGCACUCGAGCUCGCCAGGCGGUCGGCCGAGAUGCCCGGAUCACUCCCCAGCUAGCUCAGCUGCGUGACAUCCGCUUCGUUCAUUACGGGUCUCGGCGGUGCUGGGAGGCUAUCCUCAGCCAUCAAACGGCCAAGGUCACUGUGGGUGACGCGUCGGGGAAGGGUAGUGUGCCGGUUAUGCUCUGUUCCCUCGCUGGGAUUAAAGCGUUCGCGGACGUCUACCAUCCGGAUCACCCGGCUCAGCGGCUCCUUCGUCUGCUUCCCAAGACUCCUAUCUUCUUCUCCCCUCGAGUCCUCGACGAUGCCAAGCGCCGGUUGACGAACUCGGUGAAGUCGGUGACCUUGAUGGAGCGUCUCGCAGAAGUGUUCGUGAAGAUCCGCGGAGAGGCUCCGAACUCGGUUUGUGACAAAGAGGGUCCUACCAAGUUCUUCGUAGCACUGUUCGAGCGGUGUCACUGGAUGGUCGAGUCGAGUGUGCUGAUGGAGCUACAUCCGGCUUUUCACACGGGGCUCCCGUAUCACGUGAUAGCCGAGAUGUAUGACACGUGGGUGUUGUACAAGUUGGCUCGCAAGCGUCGAGGCGAUGCCCUCCGAAGUCUCAUGACUAUCCUGCCGGACGACCUGUUCACUGCAGUGAUGAAGCUUCUCGGCGGGCUUGCUGCCCCGGAAAUCGACGCUGAGCUCUUCUUCGAGCCGUCGGUCCCGUUGUAUCCGCUGGUCAAUCUUGCUUGGAUUCCUGCGGGCAGAGACUGGUGUGCUGAAGCCGAGUCUAUAGACGACUCCGAGCCUUGGCGAGCUUGGUGGUUGACCGACCCAGCGACGCACCCGUACAACACCUGCUUCCGGACGCGUAACUUAGAAUUCAUGGUUUUCGCUCCCGCUGGUGUGGAUCCGCGCCUAGUCGAGGAUGCUGUCGAUGAAGAUGUGGACCUCGACGAGCCUGCGCCUCCCCAGAUUUCGUCAAGUGCUCCGACUCCGGUCAACCGUGCAGGAAUCCACAUCUUCCAAGGUUGUGAAGCUGGUGAGCUCGGCUGGGCCGCUGGCGAUGCGGAUCCGGCGUCUCCGUUGAUCGGGUCGCCUAGCGUGUGCGGCCCUUCUCCCACGGCUUCCUGUUUGGUCCGGCGUCACCUGGGUCUCCAGCUGAGUCGAGCGCAGGAUCGACUCAGCGGACUCGGCUAUGCAGACUGCGGGAGCAGCGGAUAG
This is a messenger RNA of Phytophthora sojae, 6783 nucleotides long. RefSeq lists its product as hypothetical. The record is from RefSeq and is a predicted model, not a curated record. Lineage: Eukaryota; Oomycota; Peronosporomycetes; Peronosporales; Peronosporaceae. Bases 1 to 6783 code for a protein of 2260 amino acids. Gene Ontology annotation, molecular function: aspartic-type endopeptidase activity. The transcript is spliced from 12 exons. Gene Ontology annotation, biological process: proteolysis.